AUGUUCAACAGCUCUACAUCUCUCAUCAUCCAGCGUGAAUUAGGGAAUGUAGGUAGUGGCGACAUUCGUCUUGCUACUAUCGGUGACAAAGAUUUGGGGCUCGAUUCCCUACCCGAGUUGCCAGUCAUCGUUCCUAUCAACGGAAAGCCACUUAAUUAUCAUGGUCCCGGAGGCGUUUUCACUUCUCGGCACCGUUAUGGCUCGCCAGUUGUCUCCACUUCAUCUGGCUCCUCAUCGCCUUCCUCUUCUUCUUCGACUGCCCCAGAAUCCUCAUCUUAUUUACAAAACCUUAGGAAUGACCUGACAGGUGCGUUUCGCACUUGUACCCUAAAAUAA
Protopolystoma xenopodis is the source of this 336-nucleotide messenger RNA. NCBI's taxonomy places the organism in Eukaryota, Metazoa, Platyhelminthes, Monogenea, Polystomatidea, Polystomatidae. The record is from the annotation of a GenBank genome assembly.